Vespula pensylvanica (western yellowjacket) is the source of this 939-nucleotide messenger RNA. RefSeq names its product L-xylulose reductase-like. The record is from RefSeq and is a predicted model, not a curated record. Gene Ontology annotation, biological process: xylulose metabolic process; glucose metabolic process. Bases 90 to 824 code for a protein of 244 amino acids. Gene Ontology annotation, molecular function: L-xylulose reductase (NADPH) activity; carbonyl reductase (NADPH) activity. Lineage: Eukaryota; Metazoa; Arthropoda; Insecta; Hymenoptera; Vespidae. The transcript has 4 exons.
AACUGAUACGUACAUACAUCGAGCGAAAUCACUAUCGUAUAUUUCUUGAUUAAACAGUACGGCACACUAGCUCCGUUAAAACGAUCACAAUGGACAUUAAAUUCCAAGGCAAGCGUAUUCUCGUCACGGGUGCUGGACAAGGAAUUGGUAAAGAUCUAGCACUUCGUCUCUCCAAAUAUAAAGCCGAAGUGAUCGCUCUUUCUAAAACGAGCGAACAUUUGAAAAAAUUACUUGCCGAAGAUCCAAAGAUCAUACCAGUAUGCGUUAAUCUUAGAGAUUGGAAAGCAACGAGAAAGGCUAUUGAAAAUGUUUUACCGAUUGAUCUAUUAGUGAAUAAUGCUGGUGUAGGUCAUGUGUCUUCUUUCUUUGAUGCAACACCGGAAGAUUUUGAUUUAGUAUUCGAUGUCAAUGUUAAAGCGAUUAUGAAUGUCUCACAAGUGGUUGCUAAGAACAUGAUUGAAAGAAAUGUUGCUGGCAGUAUUGUCAAUAUAUCCUCGCAAGCUAGUCAAGCUGCCUUGAAGGAUCAUACUAUUUAUUGUUCUUCUAAAGGAGCCGUCGAUAUGCUAACAAAAAUGAUGGCUCUCGAACUAGGUCCUCAUCAAAUUCGAGUAAACGCUGUGAAUCCUACGGUCGUCCUCACGGAAAUGGGAAGAUUAGGAUGGAGCGACAAAGAUAAAGCUUCAAAUAUGAUCAGCAAAAUUCCAAUGGCUCGAUUCGCAGAGAUCGACGAAGUCGUUGAUGCAAUAGUAUAUUUAUUAAGUGAGCGCAGUUCAAUGAUAAAUGGAGUAACUUUACCCGUGGACGGUGGAUUUUUAGCAACAUAAAUUACUCUAUUAAAAUUAUAGAACAUUAUGAAACACCAUGCAUUUUAUUUUUUUGUUUUCACUAAUCUGAAAAUUUAUGUAAUAUGCAAAAUAGAAUUUCAAUUAUGUAAGUAGA